AUGGGUCGGGAGAAAGCAACGUCCGGUGGAAAGGGGAACAAGAACAGACCGCGAUCCGACAGAGCUCGCAACGACAGAGGCAACGGCAAGAGGAGAGACGACAACGCAGAAGGCGGCCGCAAGCCAAAGAGGGAGGAAUACAACACGGAAGGUGCUAGACGCCAGAGCUCUGUACUAAAACGGAAUCGUGCUUCGCGUGAACGUAUUACUGUUCCUGGUGCUCCUCGGGAGUCUCGUCACAUUGGUAGAACAAUGGGCAGUCAAACGCAGGAGCGUACUGCUGGAUCCCUCAUGUCGCAAGCCACCACUGCAGCUCAACGUUGGUUCUAUACGUUGGUCAGACAAGGCGGUAUUUUGAAUAUUCGCACGAAGUUCGUGAAUGACCUUGCUACCUAUCAGCUAGCGCGUGCAACGAAAAGGGCUUUUGACGACGAAGCUAACGCUGACUUUAAUCGUUAUCCUGACGUCACUCUCCACGAUCAUACUCGAGUUGUCCUAAAAAAUGGUCCGGAUGGAAGCGACUACGUGCACGCAUCUCAUGUAAAGGGCGCUGAGUUUUCAAUGAUUUGCGCGCAAGGACCAGUUGAAAGUUCAAUCGACAACUUCUGGACAAUGGUUGUGGAGCAAAACUGCGGAGUGAUUGUUCAGCUCUGUGAAAACCAAGAGGAGGGCCGUGAGAAGUGUGCUGACUACUUACCAACUGAACCCUCGGAAUUCGGGAACGUGUCUGUGAGCGUUAAGGAACCAUCACACGUGACUGUGGCCAAUCCAAGUGUGCACAGGACGGUACUCGAGGCAUCGCUUCCAAACGGGCGAACUGUAGAGGUCGUUCACUUGCUCUACGACGGUUGGCCAGACCGUGAUGUGCCUCUCUCGCCAGCUGCCUUCCGCCAACUUCGUGGGACAGUACACAAACUUGCAAUGGCCCGUAAAUGCACUGUGCUCAUCCACUGCAGUGCAGGGAUUGGAAGAACCGGCACUUAUGCAGCCAUCGAGAUGGCGUAUCGGGACCUGAUUGCCAACGACCGUGAGAUACAAAUGUCGACAAUACUCCAAAGACUGCGUGACCAACGUGCACUUGCCGUCCAAACUGAUUUGCAGUAUGUCUUCCUUCAUCGUGCGAUCAUCGACAUGGCAUUGGACAAAGGCCGAUUAACUCGGGCAGACAAAGCUGCUGGUGUCGACCAAUUCAUUAGGGAGUACGAGGAACUGAUACAGAGAAAGCGAAAGGCACGCAAAGAAUUGGAGAGGAAGCACAGAAGGAGACAAGGAUGAGAAGGAAAUGUGAUUGAUAUAAAUUGUUGAUAUUGUAUCUUUCCCAGAUUGUUGGCUAAACUGAUAUUAUAUAUUGUUGACUUCCCUCAUAUUUGUUCUAUUGUUUGAUUAUCUUAUUCAUAUUCUUAUAUUUGUUUGUAAAUUAUUUUAGAAAAAUAAAUGCUUGUCAGAAGAAUUUUUCAGUUUUUAAAGGUUAGUGG
This is a messenger RNA of Meloidogyne enterolobii, 1475 nucleotides long. NCBI's taxonomy places the organism in Eukaryota, Metazoa, Nematoda, Chromadorea, Rhabditida, Meloidogynidae. The record is from the annotation of a GenBank genome assembly.